Molecule: messenger RNA, 1161 nt
Organism: Hyaloperonospora brassicae
Lineage: Eukaryota; Oomycota; Peronosporomycetes; Peronosporales; Peronosporaceae
Source: the annotation of a GenBank genome assembly
AUGGACACUCGUCGCUUCACGAUGAAUCCGUUCAAACCACUGCAGUUGACACCGGACGACUGCAGCAAACUCGUAGCCAUUACGGAUGCCCUCGUGCUAGAAAAGUUUGAAGAAUAUGAAGAGUACUUGGCGUUUAACAAACAAGUGGACCUCACGCGGUGGAAAAAGCAUACCAAGUCGGGACCAACGACGACGUACCUCGAGCGCAAGUCGUCGCGUCCGGAUACCAAGUUGCCCCAGUUGCUCAUGACGGGUCCACUGCCUGGGUCCCUCGAUGAAAAUAUGUUUGGCAUCGUGAACCCGACGAUUGAAGCCAUGCGGAUCAAGUCGUCGUACCUGAACGACUUUAAUGCGGCAGCCAUGCUCGCGUCGGUGAUUGAGCCAACGGUCGAUGACCCGUUUCGGUCCGUAGUGGUCAAGUGGAUGGAAAUCGACAUCCCGUUUGCUUCGCUCGGCCUUGUUCGCAAUCGCGACUAUGUCUACAUUGAAAGCACGGGCAUCCUCUGUCUCAAGAACGGCGAGCGCGUGGGGUACCACUUGUUCCACUCGGCCAACUUCCCCGAAGCGCAUGAACUGCCCAACCGCGUCCGGGGUCACAUGUCGUUUGUUGGCAUUUUCCAUCAAGAGUCACCCGAUCGAACUGACUGUCGGGGCACGGGGAUCAUGGACCCCGGCGGUGACAUGAUCCGGACCAUGGCGGUCAUGGGCUUGGUCCACGCUACAAUGGCGGGGCUCAAGUAUUCCUACUGCGGUCAGAUGAAAAAGCUCACGUGGCAGCUGGAAGAGAAGCAAAGGGCUGCUCGGAAAGCUGGGAUCCCCGCGUGCCAACCCAUUUGCGUCACGUGUCAAAAGGCCGUCAAGAACUCGCGACUCGGUGGUCGCAUCAAGACGUGCAAACUGUGCUUCCACGCCGUGUGCAGCUCGUGCCAGAUUACCAAGAAACUGAGCUUUAUUGCACCGGACUUGGCACUCGCGCAGCGCAAAGUCACGUUCUGCGUCCAGUGUAUCGUUGAAGCCACGCAGAUUGACACGCAAGAAGCUGCUCGCGAACAGUUUGUCUACCAAAAGGCCGUCCAGCCGCCCAUGUAUAGCCUGUCGAUUGUGUCGGGAAUGAGCACGGGCUCGGAGAGCACCUUCAGUACGCGAGAAACGAACGUCUAA